GUUUGCUGUUGUUAUUAUUUGUUGUUGUUGUUGUUGUUGUUCUAAUCGGAGUUUCGUCAUCGGGUCCGGUAGACGUAGUCGUUACUCGGUCUUCAAAGAGGGGGCCAAAGACGUUCUGCCUUCCCAUACAUUCAGUUAGUUGAGCGCGUGUACUGCCCGAGAGUGGAGUGCGCAUAUCAAGCGAUAUUGCCUUAAAGUUAACUCACUUAGCACUCACUUCCCCCCAUCUUCUCACCGCUACACCCCUUCCACACUCACCGUUUAAAGUGACAAGAUCAGUGCCAUCAACCAGCAGCAGCAGCAGCAAUUGUCGUCGUCAUCAUCUCAUACGCGGGAACUUGUAAACAUAAAUCAAAAACAAAUAUAAAAAAACUGCUGCUUAAGCUGAAAAACAAAAAUUGAUAAAAAAAUAAACGAAAAACGAAACAUGCAAUUUGUUAAAAAAUUUUGCAAGGGCUUUAACAAAGAAUUGCAGAAACAAAAUUUUGGAUUCGAAUACAAUCGUGUCCAUUUGUUCUACAGAUCGCAGUGGCAGAAAGAGGAAACUAAUGGAAUCUACUUACUAUAUCGAUGGAUCUGGGCUCUCUUUUUCCUGUCCAUAUACAUUAUGUGCAUCAUUGUGCAGUUCUGUGAUGGCAAAUUCUUCAUUUAUAUGACCAAUUGGGGUUUCGGAUUGUGUGCCAUUACUAUGCUGAUCUCUGCUAUACAGGUCACCUAUUGGCAUUAUGAUAUUAAAGAUACACGAAGUCUGGUCCAAGAAUCGGGAAAUAAAGCCAGCACAACGAGAGGCUUGAAAAUUUAUUGGUGGCUAUAUAAUAUGACGCUGUCGUUGGCAUUAAUUAUAUCCACAGUAUACUGGAUAUUUCUGUAUGGACACACUGAAAAACCCGUGCGCUUUCCUGCCAUUAGCAUUAUCACGCAUGGCUUGAACUCGACCAUGAUGAUAAUUGAUUUUCUGAUUGUAGCCUUUCCCUUGAGAUUGUUGCAUAUGAUUUAUGGGAUGCUAUUGGCAAUUUUCUUCUUCCUUUUCACGCUGGUUUAUCACCUUUGCGGUGGCACAGAUGAAUUUGGCAAUCCCUUUGUCUAUCCCAUUCUGGAUUGGCAUAAUCCCGAACGUUGUCUGGUGACAUUUGUUGGUAUUUUUCUGUUGAUAUUUUGCUAUUGGCUCCUGCUCUUUGGCCUGUACAAAUUGAAGAGGGUAUUCAAUCGAGCAUUCAGUGUGGUCUGGACACCCCAUGCAGUUGGCCUUAUAUAAGAGCGUACAUACAUGGAUCAGGAACAUAGACAUCGCCCAGUUUAGAAGUAGUUUAUACCAGCAUUUUCCAUACCAUCCGACACAUACACUCAUUAAUACCCAUCUAUACAACACAACACCCACAUAACGCACACAAAGGCAUUUAUUUAUCUGUAGUAACUAGUAAAUAUUAGGUUUUUUCUGGUUCCUUUAUGUUGUAGCUACAUAAAUUGAUUUAGUUCCAUAUUAGGUUUCUUUUUUUAAAUUAUAGAUGAGCAACAAACAAUUAAGCAAUUUACAAACAACAAAAGAGAAGAGCUUGUUACAUUAUGAGUAAAUUUAUAGUUUAAGAAUGAAUAUUGUUGAAAAUACUUGAUUACUAAAUGGAUAAUUACUUUUGUAGUAUUUGGUUGACAGAAUAACCAAUUUUAAAUGGAACAAAAGUAUUAUGAAAAAAGAUAUUUGAAAAAUAAAACGAAUUGUAAAUGAAA
This is a messenger RNA of Drosophila willistoni, 1725 nucleotides long. RefSeq names its product protein rolling stone. The transcript is spliced from 4 exons. The coding region runs from base 428 to 1255 and encodes 275 amino acids. NCBI's taxonomy places the organism in Eukaryota, Metazoa, Arthropoda, Insecta, Diptera, Drosophilidae. Gene Ontology annotation, cellular component: membrane. The record is from RefSeq and is a predicted model, not a curated record.